Messenger RNA from Geosmithia morbida, 1608 nucleotides. RefSeq names its product Nodulin-like. Gene Ontology annotation, biological process: transmembrane transport. Lineage: Eukaryota; Fungi; Ascomycota; Sordariomycetes; Hypocreales; Bionectriaceae. Gene Ontology annotation, cellular component: membrane. The record is from RefSeq and is a predicted model, not a curated record. The coding region runs from base 1 to 1608 and encodes 535 amino acids. Gene Ontology annotation, molecular function: transmembrane transporter activity. The transcript is spliced from 4 exons.
AUGCAGCACAGUAACGACUUGCGGCGCUCUCGUAUCAUCGCGAGCAUAGCCGCUACGGCCAUCGCCCUCGCCUGUGGUUCCAACUAUGUCUACUCGGCAUGGGCGCCGCAGUUUGCCGAGAAGCUCAAGCUCUCGGCCACUGAGAGCAAUUUGAUCGGACUUUUUGGCAACCUGGGCAUGUACUUGCUCGGAGUCCCCAUCGGCAUGUUCAUCGAUAACCGCGGCCCCCGGCCUGCCGUCCUGGGUGGCGCCCUGCUUCUCGCCGUGGGCUACUUCCCUCUCCACCAGGCCUACGACAGCGGGUCCGGUUCCGUUUUGUUGUUGUCCUUCUUCUCGUUCCUGUCUGGACUUGGUGGCUGCAUGGCGUUUGCGGCAGCCAUCAAGACCUCGGCGCUUAACUGGCCAGGUCACCGCGGCACCGCGACCGCCUUCCCCCUCGCUGCCUUUGGACUGAGCGCCUUCUUCUUCUCGACCAUCGGUGGACUCUUCUUCCCGGGAGACACAAGCGCGUUCUUGAUGCUCCUCGCCGCCGGAACCUGCGGCAUCACCUUUAUCGGUUUCUGGUUUCUCAAGGUCCACGCCAACUCGCCCUACCAGGCCGUAUCCGAUGAGGACGACUCCGAGCGACAGACACAAUACCGCCGUCCUAGUGGCCCUCGCCGCGCCUCAUCCAAGGAGGCCAAAGCACGCCGAGACCUCGGCAAUCUAGAUGACGAUCUUGAACCUGGUACGUCGACAACAGCAGCCUCAUCUUCUACCCGGGACCCAGAAACCCCUGCCGUCAACUCCGCGGUAGAGCGCCGCGCGAGCGCCGACGAAACGUCCUCCCUCAUAUCCAGCUCCGACGUCGAAGAACUAGUGGGAAGAAGCAGUGUUGAUUUGGAUAUGUCCCAUCGACUAGAUAUCCGUGGAUUUAGCCUCCUCCGUAGUCUCGACUUUUGGCAACUCUGGCUCAUCAUGGCCAUCCUUGCUGGUAUUGGCAUCAUGAGCAUUAACAACAUCGGAAACAACGCCAAGAGCCUUUGGCAGCGAUACGACAAGGACGUGAGUCGAGAGUUCCUCGUGGGCAGACAGCAGAUGCACGUUUCUAUUCUGUCCAUCGGUAGCUUCUUGGGCAGACUUUCGAGCGGUGUCGGAUCCGACUUCCUCGUCAAGAAGAUGCACGCCAGCCGUGUAUGGUGUCUCGUUGUGGCCACCCUCGUCUUCUUCCUAGCCCAGGCCUGCGCCCUCACCAUCGAAGACCCUCACUACCUGGUUCUGGUAUCCAGUCUCUCGGGUAUCGGCUACGGUUUCCUAUUUGGCGUCUUUCCGUCUAUCGUGGCCGAAUCAUUUGGCAUCCGUGGCCUCAGCCAGAAUUGGGGUUUCAUGUCCAUGGCUCCUGUCAUCUCGUCCAACGUCUACAACCUGUUUUACGGCCACAACUUUGACAAACACAGCACGACACUUCCCGACGGCGAGCGCGUUUGUCUCGACGGCAUCGACUGCUACAGGUCGGCCUACUGGAUGACCUUUGGCGCCUGUGGCGUUGGACUCGUCUUUUCCCUAUGGGUCAUCCACCACCAGCGCGUCCACCAGAGGUUGCCUAACAAGGGCAAUGAAGAGGACUGA